GAUGCGGGUGGCGGAGGCGGCGGCCGCGGGGGUGCUGCGGUGCCUGCUCCCCACGGAGGAGGCGGAGCGGCGGCGCCGCCAGGUCACCGACCACGCCAGGCGCCUCAUCGGGACCAACUUCGGCUGCCAGGUCCUUACAUAUGGAUCAGUCCCACUGAAAACCUACCUCCCUGAUGGGGAUAUUGAUGUAACUAUACUUACGCAUAAACCUCUGGACAGUACUAUCAUUGAUGACGUGCGCAAUUUACUUAAUGCUGAAGAAAAGAACACUGACGCUGAAUUUGUACUAGAGAGUCGGAGAUACGUCGAUGCUCAGGUUAAGGUCUUCAAAUGUAAUAUUGCCAAUAUUGAUGUGGACAUCUCUUUCAACCAAAUUGGUGGGGUCUCCACACUCUGUUUUCUUGAGCUGGUUGACACCGAAGUUGGAAAGGAUCAUUUGUUUAAAAGGAGCAUCAUAUUAAUAAAGGCUUGGUGUUACAACGAAGCCAGGAUACAGGGAUCUGAUCAGUGGCUAUUAUCUACAUACGCGUUGGAAAUCCUAAUCCUCUACAUAUUUAAUAUGUUCCACAAUUCUCUGCAUGGCCCUUUUGAGGCCUUGUAUAUGUUUCUGGAAUACUAUAGCAAGUUUGAUUGGGGCAAAUAUUGCGUAACUUUAGAUGGUCCUGUCCCCUUGUCUUCGCUGGCCAACUUUACCGCUGAACCUGCAGUCGCAAAUGAUGAAUUAUUGCUGGGCAAGGAGUCCCUUAGUGCCUCAUCGGAUAGACUUCUUGUACUUCCAAAAGGUUCUGACAGACAUGACCCAGAAUUUCGCCCCAAGAUUCUGAACAUAAUCGACCCACUGAAAGGGGACAAUAAUCUCGGCAGAAGCAUCAGCCUAGAAACCUUCCCUCACGUACGGAAAUCUUUCUCUAGAGGUGCAAAAAAGUUCAGACAAAUUCUCACGCUACCUUCAGAACUUAUUCCUGUCGGAAUCUAUGCAUUGUUUCCAAGAACGCUGAGGAAACAUGGAACGGGACAAAGAACUGAUCUUGGAUGCAGUAGUGUCUUGCUCCAUCCCAUGCUUGAUAAGGAACCACAUUACAUGGAUGAUGAUGAAGAUGAACCUGAAAAUUCAUUGGAACUGCCUGACAAGGAACUAAAUCUGCAUAAGAGUUCAAAUGGAUAUUUUCUGGCUGAUUACAAAGAUUGUUGUCAGAAAAAAAUCUGGCAAUAUUUGGCUCGUUAUUACGGGAUGGCAUCAGGAGCCAGUGGCAGUGAUGCAACCUAUUUCAGUAGCCACUCAUCCUCACACCCAGAGAAUGGCAACGGCAGCAUGAAGCAGUGUUGUGGUAGCUGCGCAACAGGGGGAGGUUUAUCCGUCUGUAGAUCAUUUAUGAUGCAGAACCAUAUAUUGGCUGCCGCUACUCAGGCAAAUACUUUGUGUGUUACCGAGUCAAAUCAGACUGGUGAUGUCCAUCAAGAAAAUCUGUCACCGUUUCCUUUCUCACCAUCAGAUCUGCUGGAACUCUCAGGAGAUCUAGGCUUGCACUUGGGAUGCCUUCGGAACGUUCAGUAUCACCUGGAGGCCUUGUUUGAUGAGCUCCUCAAGUCAGUUCAGGAAGCAUCUCUUGCUGGUCUGAUAAAUGAGGACUCUUUUGUAGUUCCAACUCUGCGCUCCUCGUGCAAUACUGAUGCAAGACCCCCACUGCUAGCAUUACCUUCUCCCGCUGAUACAGACAGAAGGAACUUGUCUCCAGUCUAUGCUUCUCACAGCACCACAGCAUAUGUUCCUCAGCAAUCACACACUCAGGUCCAAGUUGAUGCAGUUGAUCAGUCGUUCUAUGGACCGCAUAUUCCAUCCGUCGACGGAUGGUCACUCUCUCCAUCUCAUGCUGCCGAUUCAGAGAGCUAUCAUGUUUCUUGUUCUUGGUACUGCAACACAGAGGAGGCUUCGCAGACGCAUGGAGCUGCCGCCUACAUGUCCAACAUGAGUUUGUCGUUGCCCUCUGGAAUGGAUACCCUAUCGAACGGGUUGGCAUGCUAUCAAUCUUCUCCAGUAGAUCCAGAGACCUAUCAUGUUUCUUGGUCUUAUGUGACAGGGGAUGUUCCCAAGACACGUGGAACUGGCACGUACAUUCCCAAAAUGACUUAUGACUAUCACAAGGAACGGGAACGUGCGUUUUUUGAUAAAGCAAGGAAGCAAAGACAGAGGCAACAAGAUCAAGCUUACUCCAGCAAUGAGCAUGCGGCAGCCGGAAAUGGGACAGACCAAGCGCUGAUGGACCAAGGCAAUCCACAGCAGGAUGAUUCUUCAGGCAAUAGCUUCGCUCCAGAAGGAGGCUCCGUUUCUUCCGAGGAACAAGCACCUCCAUACUGUGGAACCAAACUGCAGGUGCCACCACCAACCAGCAAGGCUGAUCAGCAAAGGUCUGAGAAUGGGUCGAGCGAAACGCUCCGUCUUCCAACGCUAGUGACAGACCGUGGAGCCAAACAGGCACCACCAGCCAGCCAGACUAUGAAGACUAUGAACAGCAGAGAACAAAGGUCUGAAAACGGGUCCGGCAAAACGCCGGCGGCGCUUCGUCCACCAAUACUGGCGCUUCCCCAUAACGUCCGCGGCGUCCUCAACGGCCGUGGAAGCCUCCCGGCGUUUGGCAACCGCCGGUCCUCCUCCCCACCGGCUGCCGCAAAGGGUAAUAACAUCCAGUCUGUCCCAGCGCUGCAAGAGGAGGCUCUGGAGUUUGGAACUCUGGGCCGUUUCUCGGAGACUCUCAAGUUCGUCGGUGAAUUCCCUCUCCUGACCGCUCCUGUCAAGAGGCCCGUGCAAUCCCCUGUCUGGGCCGAGCAGAGCCCUAGGGCCGGCACGGGUCAGGCCCAAGUCAAGCCCGUGGAGGCCACUGCCAUAACUGCUCAGAGCCUUAGGCCCAGUAUGGGCGCGGCCCAAAUCAAGCCUGUGGAGCCCACACUCAAAAGAGCUCAGUGCCUUUUGCUGCCGGGUGCAAAUGGGACCCAGAGCAGGCCCGUGGAGGCCACUGUGCCGGCUGUGAAGAUCCUAAGGCCCGGUGUUGAAGCCACUUCUACAACAGUGCAGAGCCCAAGGCCCACGGCCCAAUGCAGGACUGAAGAUGGGCAGCACAAACUGACGGAUGACGCGGAGUUCCCUCCGCUGAAGACUGGGGCCCGCUAUGACGCUGACUUCCCUCCUCUCAAAGCUGGGGCCCGCUGCAACUGAUUGUAGUCGUAGGGCUUAAGGAUGGUGCAAGGGACGCUUGAUUACUGGUUGGUGUGUUGUAUGUUUGCUCGAGGGAGGAUCAUCGUCCGGCAGCAUGAAGAGUCUGAAUCCUGUCGUAUAAUAGCAUGUGUGUGUAACUGUGUUGUAAAAUACUCUAAUAAUUUCCUGCCUUUUUUACAUUUUUAUCUGUAGCCGUAGGAGAGGUGCGACCAGUAUUAGAUUGUGUCUCUCACACAACCCAAAUUUUUUUUAGAAAAUGUAGAAAAUGACAAAAAAUAGGUCUCCCUUUGUACUAUGCUAUAUGUCAGUGGUUUAACUUUU
Messenger RNA from Brachypodium distachyon (stiff brome), 3532 nucleotides. RefSeq lists its product as uncharacterized. Lineage: Eukaryota; Viridiplantae; Streptophyta; Magnoliopsida; Poales; Poaceae. The coding region runs from base 2 to 3211 and encodes 1069 amino acids. The record is from RefSeq and is a predicted model, not a curated record. The transcript is spliced from 12 exons.